Arvicanthis niloticus (Nile rat) is the source of this 1686-nucleotide messenger RNA. NCBI's taxonomy places the organism in Eukaryota, Metazoa, Chordata, Mammalia, Rodentia, Muridae. The record is from RefSeq and is a predicted model, not a curated record.
AUGGCAGAGAGCGUGAAGAAGUUGGCCCAAAGCGAAUCUUUUCAAGGGUUGCAGGAAAAAGUCACCUACUGGGUUAGUGACUACAAGUCAAACACCUGUGAUCAAAAUCUAAAUUACUGCAUCGAACUCAUCGAACAAGUUGCCAAAGUGCAGGCACAACUCUUUGGGAUCCUCACAGUGACAGCUCAAGAAGGGGGACAUAAUGAAGGCGUGGAAACGAUCAAGAGUCGCCUUUUGCCUUUGCUGCAGACUUCCUUCAGUUCUUUAAACAUGGGAAAAAUUAUGGAUACUGAGAUCCAUCCUAUACAGGAUUUCAGUCCUAAAGGCAAAAACAAAGACAAUGCCCUGGAUCAGGACCAACAGCAAUCAGACACUGAAUCCAUCCCAGAGAAUCAACCAAACCAGGUUCAAGACGAUCUGGCUGAAAGUGGAAAGAGACUUGAAGGAGCCAAGAAUGGAUCAACCAUAUCCCUCCUGGCUGCAGAGGAGGAGAUAAAUCAGCUAAAAAAGCAGCUCAAAUCUCUUCAAGCCCAGGAGGAUGCGCGCCACAAAACCACUAAAAGUGAACACCGAGCUUCAAGAAAACGGACCGCAGACCAACGGCCCCAAGAGGCGGUGUCCAACUAUGAGAAACAUCUGCAAAAUCUCAAGGACGAGAUCGCUGUCUUGUCUGCUGAAAAAAGCGGUCUCCAGGGAAGCCACAGGUCGGCCAGGAGCCGGUCUCCUAGCCCAGGCACCCGUGGGCGUGGGCGCGGGCGAGGGCGCGGCCGCAGUCACAGCCACAGCCGCAGCCACAGCCGCAGUCGUAGCCGCAGCCACAGUCACAGUCACAGUCACAGCCAGAGCCGGUCCAAUAGCCCCUGCACCACAGUGGCCAAGAUCAGAAGCCCGUCCCCAAACCAUUCCAAAAUGUCCAGCGUGGCUCGCAAAGCUGCUCUCCUGUCCCGAUUCAGCGACGCCUAUUCCCAGGCCCGCCUGGAUGCGCAGUGCUUGCUGAGGCGUUGCAUCGACAGGGCCGAGACCGUGCAGCGGAUCAUUUACAUCGCCACAGUGGAGGCAUUUCAUGUGGCUAAAAUGGCAUUCAGGCAUUUCAAGAUCCGGGUGAGGAAGAUGCUGACGCCAUCAAACGUGGGAUCCAAUGACUUUGAGACUACAGUCUCCGAAUAUAUUGUUUGUCAUCUGGACCUCUAUGACUCUCAAAGCAGUGUCAGUGAUGUGAUCCGUGCCAUGAACGUCAACCCCAAGAUCUCGUUCCCGCCGGAAGUUGACUUCUGCCUCCUCACUGAGUUCAUCCAGGAGAUUUGCUGCAUUGCUUUUGCGAUGCAGUCCUUAGACCCGCCCCUGGAUAUCGCAUUUGGGGCAGAUGGAGAAGUCUUUAACGAUUGCAAGUACCGCCGCAGCUAUGACUCGGACUUCACUGCUCCCUUGGUCUUUUAUCACGUGUGGCCUGCUCUCAUGGAGCAUGACUGUGUCAUUAUGAAGGGAGAAGCUGUCACCAAGAGAGGGGCUUUUUGGAGCUCUGUGCGACCAGUAAUGCGAUGCCGUAGCAGGAGUUUAAGCCCCAUCUGUCCUCGUGGUCGUUUUGGAAUAAGCACGGUACAUUCCUGUGUAACCAUUCCUGCAGACAACCUCGUAUCUCGCAGUCGAAGCCCUUCUCCAAUAAGAUGUACGUUCGCAAGGUAUUAA